This is a messenger RNA of Racocetra persica, 285 nucleotides long. Lineage: Eukaryota; Fungi; Glomeromycota; Glomeromycetes; Diversisporales; Gigasporaceae. The record is from the annotation of a GenBank genome assembly.
AUGGAUUAUUCAGAAAAAAAACUUGCAGAACUCAGGGAGCUAUGUGGCGCCCGUGGGAUUUCAGCUAUUGGUGCAAAAUCUAUAUUGAUAGACAGAUUAUUACAAUCUGAUCGUGAGAAUAUAAAGAAAGAAAAUAUGGAGGCAGACUUAGUUGUCGCUCCUACUAUACAGCCAUCGGCUUCUUCACAAGCAUUAGAAGCUGGAACUUCUCAAGGAUCUAAAUUUGAAAAUAUGGAAUCAAUUCCACAAGAAUCAUUUUCACCAUCAGAACUGUCACAGAUGUCU